AUGAGUCGCGAUAUAUUCCGGAUUUUCAAGCCUGAUGGAAAAAGCGAGGACCCCGUAGCCAAACGCCGGGGACAACUCCGUCGUGCUCAGCAAACGCAUCGGAGGAAAGAAAAGUACACCAAAUGCCUCGAACAGCAGCUAGCACAGGCCGCCCUCCGCGAGAACGGUCUUACUCAGGAGGUUGAAAGGCUUCGCGGCACCACCGAUGCUCUCAUCAGCUACCUGUCCCAGCAAGGCAUUGAGCUCCCUCCUGGUCUAUCGCUCGGCUCGGCCCGGAGCGAGGUGCACACGCAUUACAGUCCACUAUAUGGGGGCCACACCCCAAAUACGGCGACAACUUCCCCAGCCACUACAUUUGACGACCUACUCUCAAGUCAACAGGGGCUCAACAUGUUAACACCAGCUGCAUUUGACACCAACUCUCAUUCUCCUCAGACUUCCGAUCUGGAUAGGAUAAGGAUGGAAUUCGUUCUCAGGCUCGAAAGCAUCUGCCUUGGCCAUAUUCAUGGCGAUCCAAAUCAACCAGAUGAUCCCCACGGUCAUACAUUUACGGCAACAAUGAUGCUAGAAUCAUGCAACAUGCCACAUGUCGACAAAACGUCCCAAGCAGCCCCAGUAGCAAUCCUUGAUCGACUCCUUCGUCUUUCGCCUGAGCUGUGUCCCGGGACGGAGCAGACGCCGGUACAGAUAUGGGAGCACAUCCAGAAUCAACCAUAUUCCGGUCAGAUCGACGCACAAAGACUAGAUCUGCUGGCGGAUAAGCUACGAGAUGCGGCUAAAUGUCAUGGAUUCGGAGCAGUGGUCGAGUCCGCAAUGGUGGACAAAUUACUAUUAGAGAUGGUACGGCGUGGCGGCUUCAAGCCAUGA
Messenger RNA from Clonostachys byssicola, 867 nucleotides. The record is from the annotation of a GenBank genome assembly. NCBI's taxonomy places the organism in Eukaryota, Fungi, Ascomycota, Sordariomycetes, Hypocreales, Bionectriaceae.